UUGUGUGGUGUCCAUGUCCUUAUAUAACACAUCUAUGACUCAAGUGUGAUACCAUAUCUCUCCAUCUCUCUCUCUCUCGUUUCAGAUUACACACCAAUCAUGGCAGCAUCAGCAACAUCAAAGCUCCUAGUAUCUGACAUCGCAUCCGUCGUUGAUCACGUUCCUUCAAACUACGUCCGACCAAUCUCUGACCGUCCAAACAUGUCCGAGGUUGAAACUUCCGGUGAGACAAUCCCUUUAAUAGAUCUUCAAGACCUCCAUGGACCCAAUCGAGCUGACAUCAUCAAUCAGUUUGCUCAUGCAUGUUCCUCUUAUGGCUUCUUCCAGAUCAAGAACCAUGGAGUACCAGAAGAAACAAUUAAGAGAAUGAUGAAUGUAGCGAGAGAGUUUUUUAAAAGACAACCAGAGAGCGAACGAGUAAAGCAUUACUCAGCAGAUACCAAAAAGACAACGAGACUCUCCACAAGUUUCAACGUGUGCAAAGAGAAAGUCUCUAACUGGAGAGACUUCCUUAGACUCCAUUGCUACCCUAUUGAAGAUUUCAUCAACGAGUGGCCCUCAACACCACUCUCUUUCAGAGAAGUCACAGCUGAAUACGCCACAAGUGUUAGAGCCUUAGUUCUGACACUUCUUGAGGCAAUCUCUGAGAGCUUAGGUCUUCCUAAAGACCGUGUAAGCAAAACACUAGGCAAACAUGGUCAACACAUGGCUAUAAACUACUAUCCACCAUGUCCUCAACCAGAGCUUACUUAUGGACUUCCCGGACAUAAAGAUGCAAACUUGAUCACUGUUCUACUUCAAGACGAUGUCUCUGGUUUACAAGUGUUUAAAGAUGAUAAAUGGGUUGCUGUUAAACCUGUUCCCAACACUUUUAUAGUCAACCUUGGUGAUCAAAUGCAGGUUAUAAGCAAUGACAAAUACAAGAGUGUUCUCCAUAGAGCGGUUGUGAACAGCGACAAAGAGCGAAUAUCGAUACCUACCUUCUAUUGUCCUUCUGAAGAUGCUGUGAUUAGUCCAGCACAAGAGUUGAUCAAUGAGGAAGAAGACUCUCCUGCUAUAUACAGAAGCUUUACAUAUGCUGAGUAUUUCGAAAAGUUUUGGGACACAGCAUUUGCUACUGAGAGUUGUGUUGACUCGUUCAAAGCUUCCACCAACUAAGAUAGUGCACUUUAGAAUCCAAUCAUCAGUCAUGUCUAUGUUGUGCUUUGGUUCUUGAUGGGAAGUUAAAACCCCAUUUUGUGUUGUCAUUUCAAAAUAAGUAGUUUACUUUAUUAAACAAAUCUGCUUGAGAAAUAAAACAAAAUUGUUCUUACAAUAUAUUUCAAUUGUAUUCCUUCCGUUUCAAUUUAAGUGAUGUUUAAGGUUUA
Messenger RNA from Capsella rubella, 1367 nucleotides. RefSeq names its product protein DMR6-LIKE OXYGENASE 2. NCBI's taxonomy places the organism in Eukaryota, Viridiplantae, Streptophyta, Magnoliopsida, Brassicales, Brassicaceae. The record is from RefSeq and is a predicted model, not a curated record.